Cryptosporidium muris RN66 is the source of this 5169-nucleotide messenger RNA. RefSeq lists its product as uncharacterized. The coding region runs from base 1 to 5169 and encodes 1722 amino acids. Lineage: Eukaryota; Apicomplexa; Conoidasida; Eucoccidiorida; Cryptosporidiidae. The transcript has 2 exons. The record is from RefSeq and is a predicted model, not a curated record.
AUGCAAAAGGAUAUUGAUGUUUCGGAAUACUCGGGUGGAACUAAGAUCGUUCUUCAUCAACUUUAUAGUCUAUUUGGAGGUGAAAAUCCAGGUAUUAUAACUAAUUCUACUCCACCUAACAGCACAGACGAGUCUAAUACAUUAGCAUCAUUGCUAGAACAAUAUAGCAGAUCAAUAAGUGAAGGUGGAGGAAUUGGCUACAUUGGUCUAGAAUGGAAAGGGCCAUUCUCUUUUCAUCCUGAUAUUUUACAACAUGCUAAACGGAUGACAUCUUUAACAGGAAGUGCUCCUUCAAUGAAUUGUGGCACUUUACAUCAUUUAAAUCAUGGAUACAUUACUCUUGAAAAUUUACUAUAUAUAUUUCCACUGACAGAACAAGAUGAUACAACUAAUUCUGCAAUUCGAGGACAUGAUACUUUCAAAGAAGAUGAAAUUAAGAGGAUAUCUAAACCUUUAAGUAUAACAUUACCACUAGCAAUUAAAGCAGUUUCAGUAACAUUUCCUAAAUUUGGAAUGUUCUCAGAAAAAGUACAAUUUAUACUAUGUGUACUAACUGAGAAAUCAGCACACUUAUAUGGAAUAUGUUAUGAGAAGAAGAUGGAUCACAAUAGACUUCAAAUUCCAAAAUAUGAACUAGUUACUACACCCUUAAAUAGAGAAGGUAUUGAUGAGUCAUUAACUAUCCAAUGCUCAUUACCAUAUCGUAAUAAUCCAUUAGAGUUUCUUUCUUUGCAUGGAACACUGGAUGGCCGUUUUUUCUUUUUAUUAAAAAGUGAUUGCAAUAUUUAUGAAAUAGUUUACCAGUCUAAAGAAGGAUGGAUUACUCCUUACUGUUAUAUAUACACUCAUCAAGUGCAUAGUUCAAUGCUGAAGCGCAUUUUAUUUCGCUAUACUAUUUUGAGAUUUUUACCACUAUCCCAACCUUUAACGCUUGUAUCUUUUGCACCAUGUGGUUACAUUAUAACUAUGGACAUACAUCAAAAUUUAUAUCUUUUAACAUAUAGUAGUAAUUUGCAAAGAGAUUGUUUAUUAAAUAAAAUAUCUCCUUGGGGCAGAAUGGUUAACAGUUUGGGUUAUUGGCUUCCUAAAUCUGAAAGUAAUUUAUAUGUAUCUCCAACUCAAUGGGACAAUUUUUUGAAUAGUCAAAUAAAAGAAGAUAUAUAUAGCAAAUCUAGUGAAAUAAGGAGCAAAUCUAUAGAUUUUGAGUCUAAUAAUCCAGCUAAAAUUAAGAUACUAGCAGUAUUAUCUAAGCAACAAUUAAAUUAUAUUUUAGAAGGAAAUAAUGUAAAGGGAUCUUUAGAAGAUAAUCAAAGAAAUAAUGACAGAUUUUUAAUAUCAAAUAUAGAUCUUUCCUUCUCAGCAGACUAUCAUUUAAUACUGACUGUAUUUAUGAAAUGCGGUACAAGGCUUCUAUUUAGGUGCUCCUGCAAUGAAGAUGAAGCUUCUUCAUUCACUUAUACACAAAUUACAAAUUCUAAGAAAUCAGUUAUAUCUCCCAAGAGACAAGCGGAGUCUUCUAAUCCAUCAAUUUUUGAUCAGUUUAAACCAAGAUAUAGAACAUCUUCAAUUAUAUUUGGAUUUUGGCUGAUUGAUAUUUUAAAUAAUUCAGAUACUAAAGUAGUAAUUCAAUCUUCAUAUUAUAAGAAUGGAUUGACGAUUAUAUCUUACCCAUUAAAUUCUAUAGAUAAAGAAAAGCAAAGUAAGAGCCUAGAAAGUACUAUGAAUAAUAUCAAUAACCAAUAUCAAAUUGAAAUUCGUCUAUUAAGCUCUGUUCCUGCAGAUUUAACUACUUCAUCGCAUAAAUUUAACAGUUUGGGGAUACAAAAUUCAGGAAGUAGACUAAGAUAUAGCAAGUAUUCUAACAAUCUUGAUCCAAAUUCGGAUAUAGGAGAACCCAUUAUUUUAGGAGUUAAUGAGCCAAUUAUUGAUAUUUAUGAAGUACCAACAGAUUUAUAUAAUAAAAUAUAUCAAGAUUCCGGAGGAACUACAAAUGAAAUGAAUAGAAAUAUACCAAAUAUUAACCCAUCCAUUUUACUAGAAUAUGGUGGUAAUUAUUAUGGUCCUAAAGCAUCUUAUGACUUACUGGGAUGGUGCAAGGAUAGAUAUAUCAUUUUAAUGGGAUAUACACAUUAUUAUGGUUUAACUAUAGGAUGGAAUGGUUUACAACAGGCAUUUGGAUCAACAGGUCUAUUUAUGCAAAUUAUUCAAGAGGUUAAACAAGGUACAAACUUCCGUAGAUUAGUUCAUCCAGAAGAUUCUUAUUUAUCAUGUUGUAACUCAUAUCUCACAUCCCCUUGGAUUGAAGCUAUAACUGGAGCUUUAGCCUUCUCUCUCAGAAGUACACUUGAAAUGCCUAUACUUAUUUCAAUGAAUAAGGUCUCCUGUACAUUUACUAUUAAAACCCUAGAUCACUGUAUAUAUACUUUACAAAACAUGAUGCAUUUUCUUAGUAGAUCUCAAAAUAUUAUUGGUACGGAGCUAUUUAAUAUUUGGAAUCCUCCAAAAAGCUCUUUUACAAAACCUAAAUAUUUCUUUGAAGUUGUGGAAGAAGUUUUUACAUGCCAAGUACCUCUUAAGAUGAUUGAAAUAACUACUAAUAUUUUAAAGUCUAUAACUUUCAUUAUACAUAUGCUAUUACAACUUUUUAGAUUGUUAUACUACUAUCAAGAAAGUCCAUUAAAUAUUCGAGAUGAAGUUAUACAAGAAAUGAAAAAUGAAAGAGCUCUUGAUAUAAUUCUAAAAACUCCAACUCUAUUUCUAGUAACAUCUAAUGAUUAUAUCAACUGUCUGAGGAAGUUUUCUUCUUAUUUCAUAAAUUCUUUAGUAAUAUCUAUGAUAGAGUCCAAAAGAGAAAAUACUACUAUAUUUAAUAAUGAACUCUCUACUAUACAAAAAAGUAUUCACUGGUUAUUAUGUCCUAAGACAAGGAAAUUCCUUACUAGAUCUAUACUUUCUUUUGAGUUGGGAUUUUAUAACUCUAAAUAUAGUCAUUCUAGUAUUAAUUCAGCAAAUUCAAUUCUUGAAAAGUUUUUGCACCUAGCAAAUCCAUCUAUAGAUUCCACAAAUCCAUCAGUUUCUCAAAAAUACUGGUUAGAUUUCCUAAAAGACCCUACUAGACACGAAUUACUUGAAAAUGCUUUUUGUACUCUUACAGUGGAACCCCAUAACAAAUUUUAUGAUGCUACAAUUUUAUUAAUAGAACUUAUUCAAUUUUUUGACAAGGAGAUAGGAGGAAACAGGAGUAAUUUUGAAACUAAUUCACUGAAUAUGACCUCUCAAUUAAAUAUACCACAAUAUGUCAAUCUCUUAGUAAAAUCUUGGGAUUUCUCUAUGUGUGAUGCACUAAUAGAAUUUAUUGAAAAUAAGUUAUCAAAUGAUGAAGAUGAAGUUGUUCAGUUUGCAUGUAAAGUUAUUUCUGAAUGUCUAAAAGCUAUGACAUCUUUAAAAAUUGGUCUAGAAAUAUUUUGUAUAUUUUUAAAACACUUAUUAAAUUCCUUUUUAAUGAAACUUUUUAAUAAUUUAAAAUAUCUUGUCUUUCGCAAGCAUGGUAUCUGCUUAUGUAAUUUUUUAAUGAAGGAUCUUGCAUAUAUACUAAGAUAUUGUAAUAAUAUAUUACCAGACUAUUCUAAUAAAGGAGUUUUAAGUAUUAUUACAGACUCAUUCAUUAUUGGUAUUGAUGGAAAUUCAGCAAAUGAAUCAUAUAUUGAAGCUAUUUGCUCAAUUUCUCUUGAAUUAGCUAUCCAAAGUAAAUAUUCACCAUUUUACUUAUUAGCAGUUAUCUUUAACCUAUAUAAUUCAAUGAAUAAAACUAUGGCAUAUAAUAAUGUUGCUAGUAUUCUCUGUGCACUUGGUCUAGAUAAUGAGAUAUCCUGUCAAGUGAAGUGUUUCAACCCUUUUACUAGCCUGGAAUUAUUAGAUAUUGUACAAUAUAUAGUGAAAAAUAAAAUUUCUAAAGUUAUAGAAGAUACAGAUAUUCAAAAUAUAUUUAUAUUGUUACCUGACAAAAAGUCAGCUUUAAAUAAGUCUUAUCUAAAUUUAGAAGAUAUGUAUAUUAUAUUGACAGAGAUUAUAAAUUCUCUCGAAUAUUUGCAACUACCUGUUUUAAAUUACAUCAAUAGUAUCACAAAUAAUACUGGUGAUUAUGAUUACGAUUAUGAUUGUGAUUUUUCAAACGAAGGCUUAAAAAGAAUAGACGAUAUUCAAGUAUUACCAAUUAAAUAUGUUCAAUACUAUUUAAACAAUAAUAUAGUUCAAUCAUAUUCUGAGAUGCUUUCCAUAAUAUAUCGUUGCCCUCAUAUUCAAUUGUUUUCAAUUAUUGCAUCUUUAUUAGAAUCUACAACUAUAAUUCGAACUGAAGAGAAUGUUGAUGCAUUUUGUAGUUUUUUAUCAGAUAUGUUACUUCAAACCCUUCUUCCUCCAAAAUCUCAUCCUAUAUAUCAGCUUGUAUCUGACUAUGACACAAUAUUCCCAAUAUUAGAGACUAUAUUCGGUUUCAAUGGAGAUAAUCUUCUUGAUUCCUUUCUAAAACUUUUAGUUUAUAUUGAAAAACCUCUGAUUGGCAUAAAUGGGACUGAAUUACUUGAUUCAUUAGCACUUAUGAAGACAAUUAACAAACAAAAAGAUGCAAAUUUGCAAACUCUAUAUAUAUUUCAACAACUCUAUGUGUUAUUAGCAGUCUUUGAAUUUUCAGUUCACUAUUUUAAAACCAAAAAGGCCUUGUAUAAAAGAAUAUAUCCUGAUGAAUUAAAUACUAUAUCUAUUAAAAUAUGGAGAAAUAAAUGGAAUGUAUCAUAUCACUUAUUGCUAGAUACAUAUGUUUCGCUUAUUGAAGCAUGUUGUACUACAAAUAUCUCUAAUAACCCAUUUAGCCUAAUAGUUGAUCGUUUAAUAUCACUUGAAUGUCCUCUUGUGACUGUUAAUAUUGCUGAUACAUUUGAAGACUUCGUUCAGCAUCUAAGACUUUGUGCAACUACAGUUAUUAUUAUAUGGGUUAAGGAAGAUCUUCAGAACAUUAGCUCUAAUCAAAAAGAUAUUAUUGUCAAUUUUAUAUCUACGGUAAUUCCCUUUUUAAGUGCUAAUACUAACAAAAUAUUAGCGAAUCAUGAAGCCCUAAUUAAUACCUUACAAGAUAUAACCCUCAAACUUUCAAAUAACAAGAAAUCUUGUUAG